This is a messenger RNA of Bombyx mori (domestic silkworm), 1643 nucleotides long. Its product is annotated as G-box-binding factor. Bases 860 to 1555 code for a protein of 231 amino acids. The transcript is spliced from 6 exons. The record is from RefSeq and is a predicted model, not a curated record. Lineage: Eukaryota; Metazoa; Arthropoda; Insecta; Lepidoptera; Bombycidae.
AAUGCCCCGAACUACGAUUUUUUAUACUAGACACAAACACGAGACAAGAACAAGCACGCUCGGUUCUUGGGUAUCAUCCGAAGUCUACGUAUCGUAAAAUAAAUAAAUAAAAUUAUAAUCCUUCGAAACGGCAACGUUAAUAACUAUAUGGCAUCGCAUUUCUAACUGUUUCACUGCCUGUUCAAUAAAAUGUUUUAAACUAUGUGACAGGAAAAUAUAUACUUUAAACUCAAAACACAGAGAAAUAUUUUCAUCUGGAAGUUCAUUCAGGUAGAUAACAACGGAAUGGCUGAGUCGUUGGAACAAAAAGAAAGUGCCUGUACCAUGCCAUAUUUUUAUUUUUUUUAUCGACUCGACCGCCUUCUCUGAAUGAUCACAAAUGAAAAAGCUGUUUGCCAGCUGUAUAGUUUUAAUUUCCGUUUUAAUUAGAGGAUUCUUGAGAUGAAAAUUAAAUAGGCCAGGGUAAGUCCGUAUUGUGUUUUAUUUCAGCAGCUUCAUAGCUAAAAGCGUUAACAUUUUAGUUGUAUUUUACAAUCAAUUCAGUGGACGAUAACUAUUUUCAGGCUUAUUAAAUAAAAUUUAGCUAUAAUAAAAAAACUUUAAUGUUAGAAAAUUAAUAAUGUCUAAUGUAGUUGCCAAAAUAUUACUAACAAUAGAAAGUUAACCACAAAUCUGACAACAAUUGCAUAAUAAAACUAAUAAAAUUGGACAACAAUUAACAAAACUGGAAAUAAGGCCAUGCUUAGCUGCUUAUAUUUAAAAAUACGUCGCUGUGUUACGAACACUUAUUGAUACUAACAAUUAUUUAUUUAAUACUAAUGAUUAGAGAUUGAUAGAAGCAUUUCUAGAAGAUUUUCUUAUGAUAGCUGUUACAAGUUUCUUGUUGGGUGACAGGAAGGACAACAGGGUGAUGCUGCUGCUCCUGCUGAGGGUAGUGCAGAAGCACCGGCUGAGGGAGCUCCAACGGAAGGCGCUCCGGCUACAGAGGGAGCACCAGCCCCCACUGAUGGGGCCCCAGCACCUCCAGCUGAAGGUGCACCGACGCCUGCUGAAGGAGCUCCUGCUCCAGCAGAAGGAGCCCCACCGGCCCCCGCGGAGGGGACACCCGCGCCACCCGCCGAAGGGACACCGGCACCUGCAGCACCUCCUGCAGAAGGAGCACCUGCAGCACCUCCCUCUGAAGGAGCACCUGCAGCGCCUCCUGCGGAAGGAGCACCUGCAGCUCCCCCAGCAGAAGGAGCAGCUCCCCCAGCAGCACCCGCUGAAGGUGCUCCAGCACCUGCCGCUGCUCCCGCGGCUGAUGGUACACCUGCGCCGGCGGCCCCUGCACCGGAAGCAGCACCUCCAGCAGAAGGAGCACCAGCAGCGCCAGCUCCAGCUCCAGAACCAACCCCUCAAGCUACUCCAGCCCCACCAGCGGAAACAGCACCAGCACCUGAGACAGCACCGGCACCAGAGCAAACAGCACCACCGGCCGCGCCCGUUGAAGCUUCUGCGUAAUGAUGUAAAUGAAUCAAACCAAAGCAAAGGGAGUAAUUGCAACAAAACUGACUAAUGUUUAAAUAUUUUGUAAAUUUAUUUGUACGAUAGCCGCGUUUGAAACAUUCGUAAUUUUUUUAUGUUGAUUAAAAUAAUUUGUUAAU